Messenger RNA from Xenopus tropicalis (tropical clawed frog), 3699 nucleotides. It is a transcript of the gene pcsk9, whose product is annotated as proprotein convertase subtilisin/kexin type 9. The record is from RefSeq and is a predicted model, not a curated record. Gene Ontology annotation, cellular component: lysosome; endosome; Golgi apparatus. Bases 211 to 2241 code for a protein of 676 amino acids. Gene Ontology annotation, molecular function: serine-type endopeptidase activity; serine-type peptidase activity. Gene Ontology annotation, biological process: regulation of neuron apoptotic process; proteolysis. Lineage: Eukaryota; Metazoa; Chordata; Amphibia; Anura; Pipidae. The transcript is spliced from 12 exons.
CUGAACGGCAAAUAGCAGACUUUGUAAUUUUGUGUCCUUUUUCUUAUGCGUUUGUACCAGAAUAUCUGGGCCCCUUGGCAGCCUUUCAUUUCCUUAUAGUAUUCUCUAGCAGGCAUAUGGCAUCUUAGAUAUCCCUGCUGUUUAGUGACUGCCACUUAUAUCUGCUUACUUCUUCUCCCUCUAUAUCAUUUUAACAUUUCUUUACCCAAGAUGAUGUAUUCUGCCCCCCUUUUCCUUCUAUUCUGUCUUCUUCCUCUAAGGCCCAACUGGGUUAUGGCAGAUGAAGAUGAUUAUGGAGAAGAAAUUGUUCUGUCCUUUGCCAUGCAAGAAGAAGCCCAAGUAGAUAUGGAGAAGGAGACAUCUAUUGGGGCUUUCUACUGGAGUAAUAAGGAGGCCUGGAGAACUGCAGGCCAGUAUGUGGUGGUGUUGAAAGAAAAUAUUCACAGGUCCCAGACAGAGAGAGUCAUCCGCCGGCUGCAGGCAAGAGCAGCAAAGCAUGGCUACCUGACCAAAAUUGUUAACGUCUUCCAUGAACUUUUCCGAGGGUUUGUUGUGAAAAUGAGUAGUGACUUAUUAGAGAUGGCUCUGAAAUUGCCACAUGUGGAUUAUAUAGAGGAAGAUUCAUUUGUAUUUGCACAGAGUGUUCCAUGGAACCUUGACAGGAUUGUCCCUGCCCAGCAAAUGGCCAACCAAUUCAGCCCACCUAAUACGGGAGAUUCUGUUGAGGUUUAUCUCUUAGACACCAGUAUUCAGAGUAACCACAGAGAAAUAGAAGGAAAAGUGUUUGUGACAGAUUUCCAGAAUGUCCCAGAGGAAGAUGGAACCCGCUUCCACCGACAGGCUAGUAAAUGUGAAAGUCAUGGAACCCAUAUGGCUGGAGUGGUAAAUGGAAGAGAUGCCGGUGUAGCUAAAGGCGUAAAUGUCCGCAGCCUUAGAGUACUAAAUUGUCAAGGCAAAGGCACAGUAAGUGGAAGUCUAACAGGUCUGGAGUUUAUCAGAAAAACAUUGAUUGAACAGCCUUAUAACCCGCUGAUUGUCCUCAUCCCCUUUGUUGGAGGGUACAGCCGGAUACUGAAUGCUGCCAGUCGUGCCCUGGUCAAUACAGGAGUUAUCAUAAUUUCUGCAGCUGGAAACUAUAAGGAUGAUGCCUGUUUGUACUCCCCAGCAUCAGAACCUGAGGUUAUUACAGUUGGAGCCACUAACUACCAGGACCAACCUGCAACAAUGGGUGUACUUGGCACAAAUUAUGGAAACUGUGUUGACUUAUUUGCCCCUGGAGAUGAUAUCAUAGGUGCCUCCAGUGACUGCAGCACCUGCUUUACUUCAAAAAGUGGAACAUCCCAAGCAGCCGCACAUGUGGCAGGCAUUGCAGCAAUGAUAUUAAAUGACAAACCAGACCUAUCAGUGUCAGAAUUAAGGCAGAGACUCAUACAUUUCUCUACCAAAAAAGCCAUAAAUGAAGUCUCGUUCCCAGAGGAUCAGAGGCUGAUCACUCCUAAUCGAGUUGCAGGGCUCCCUGUGAAGCUUCUCACAGAUGAGGAGCUUUUUUGUCGUACAGUUUGGUCAAAACCAUCUGGCUUUGCUCGUAAAGCAACAACCUCAGUUCAGUGCAGUGGGAAUGAAGAGAUGUUCAGCUGUUCCAGUUUCUCCAGGAAUGGGAAAAGAAAAGGAGAACACAUAGAGGAAGGAGGUGGAAGGAAGACGUGUAUUGCGCACAAUGCAUUUGGGGGAGAUGGAGUUUAUGCAAUUGCUAGAUGUUGCAUUUGGCCAAAAGCUGUCUGUCACAUUAAUUCUACCACACCUGAAGAUGGAGAAGAGCCAUCCACUGUAAGCUGCUCAAAUGAGGACCACAUUUUAACUGGGUGCAGCUCUCAUCAUGGGUCUGGACAUUUGAGUGACUUUGUAAGGCCCAUACACAGGGCUGGCAAUGAAGGCUCGGCUUGUGUUGGAAAAAGUGAGGUCACUUCCCAUGCUCUGUGCUGCCAUGCACCAGACAUUGCCUGCAAAGUGAAAGAAUAUUCUCCCGUGGGCUUUAUGGACAAGGUGACUGUUUCAUGCGAUGAAGGCUGGACGCUGACUGGCUGCAAUGCAUACUCCCGCAGUUCCAAUACUCUGGGAGCAUAUUCUAUUGAUGACACCUGCGUUGUGUCAAACCCUAAAGGUGGAAAAGGAGCUGCCGCCAUAGCUAUCUGCUGCCAGAACAAACACACUGAAAACAAACAAAACACAAACUACCGGUGAAUUAUACCAAUAUAACCUUCUGACUUGUGAAGCUUUGAACUUUUUUUUUUAAGUUGUACAUUGGAAUAUUGGCAUUCUGCCCAAGACAUUUGAAACAUAAAUUUUAAUAUGCAUGUUGGUUAGCUGAAGGUAUAUAUCAGGCAUCUGCAAGUUGUAGCUGUAGUUAUUCUACUAAUAUAAACAUAUCUCUUACUUAUAGCCAAAUUCUGUUGGGAGUAGCAGAAAAAUGUAAGAACCUUACAACAGGUUGUAUUAUUACAUCUAUAGUAAGCUGAGCUAUACACAAUAUAAAAAGAAAAAAAAAAAAAAGCUUCCCUUUCUGCAAAAGACCCUAAUAUAUAGUGCACAGAUAUUUAUAAACAUGGCCCUUUUCAGUGGCAUAUCUUAUAGGUCACGGUAUCUAGAGCAGGAAACAAGAAUGACAAUUGCUAAAAAGAACAAACUUUGAUUAGGGCAACAUGACCCUUAAAGGACAUGUAAACCCUUCACAAAAAAUGUAACCAGUGAACAGCCUCUUUGAAAUCUUUAAAUACUUGCCACUGUUGUUGUUCAGAGGUUAAUAGUAAGGCUGCAGCAUCCCCUUAAUCACUUUGGAUUCCUUCUGCUCUAACCCACUUGGCCCCUCCCUUAAGAAUUAACUUUGGCUGUUGGCUACUGGGCAUGCUCAGUUCUUCUCAACUCAGGUUACCAAACACACCCUUCAGUCUAACAGCCAAUGAAGAGAUUUUUUUCUCCUAACCUCAACUUAACCGUUACAGGGCACAACCCAAGCAGAACUUUUUAUCAAAGUAGGUUCUGCCUGUGUAAACCUGCAAGAUGUAUACGUUACUGAAGAUGUGUCAGAGGGAAAAUGGCCACUGGGUGAAAGCUGCUAUUUGUUUUAGGAAAGUGUGAUGGUGCUGGUAAACAGAGGGGAUAUAUGCAGUAUAAAGGAUGUAGUGUGGGAGAUGUGCCCAACUUAUAUACAUGGUAGGAAAAUGUAGGGUUUACAUGUCCUUUAACUGGUGUAAAUGUGAUUGUUACAGUGUACUCUUUCAUAUAAAAGUAACUUACAUUCUCAUUUUUUAGUCCCUUUAGCAUAGAAUGUUUUUUGAAAACAUCUAUAAUUGUAGUUGUCAGGCUUAGUGCUCUCUCUUUUAUUGCACUAAAGGCAAUAGUAAGAGCUUGUAUCUAAAUUGUUUGUUCUAGUCUUUAUUGCGAAUUACAGACAGGAGUUAUAUACAACGAGCCUUAGGUUCUAGGAUGUCAAGCUUGGGAAGGAUAGGAAUGACAUCUCCAGGCACUGGCUGAGGACCUCUGAAGUCAUAUUUCACUGCACUGCUGGAGUAGGACAUUACUGCUUAAAGCUUUGCUUUCCACUGUACUUCUCUUUUUAUACUUUGGACAUAUUUAUUUGGGGCUUGUGAACUAGCUUUGUUUUGUACAUCAGUCAUAUUUUGAAUAAAACAUAAAAAUAUA